Molecule: messenger RNA, 1134 nt
Organism: Penicillium canariense
Lineage: Eukaryota; Fungi; Ascomycota; Eurotiomycetes; Eurotiales; Aspergillaceae
Product: OmtB
Exons: 3
Coding region: 1-1134 (377 amino acids)
Molecular function (GO): O-methyltransferase activity
Source: RefSeq, a predicted model, not a curated record
AUGAGUACGCCCUUCCCCUGCUUUGAAGAACAUGCGGUGCCGCCCAACGAGACCAGCCGACUGCAGAUGCAAAAUGCGCUGCGCUCGGCUGCCGAGGCCACCGAGACCACUCACGAUCUCAUGCUACGGUUUUUUAACAUGCAACUCGAAUUGACCGUCGCUCGUAUUGGCUGCGAUAUCGGCCUUUUUCGUAUUCUGUCUGAGAGCGAAGAGCCGCUCAGUGUGGACACAGUGGCUGAAAGAACGGGUGCUGCACCUUCUCUUUUACGGCGGCUUCUACGGUACUUGGCUUCGAUGCGCCAGGUUACCGAAACCAGCAAGGAUCACUUCAAAGGAAAUCAGGCGACCAAUUCAUUGGCCAAUCCCACCAUUCAAGACUGCAUUUACUACAUCUUCAAUAUCGGAGGUCCUGUCUACCAGGCACUUCCCGAAACAUUGAAGGAGAACCAAUAUAAUGACUCCAGUGGGAUCCUUGCCUGGCACCGUGGGUUCAAUACUAGGCUAGACUUCUUUCCAUGGGCCAAGCAGCACCCAGACCAUCUGAAAUGGUUUCAGUCCCUGAUGAGUGUUCCCCGUGAGGGCGACUGGCUGGAUGUUUUCUCAGUUCCAUCACUGGCCCAGUCGUUUGCCACCGAUCAGGUUCUAUUCGUCGAUGUGGGUGGUAACCUCGGCCACCAGUCGGCGCGCCUUCGCUCCCGAUACCCCGACCUUCCGGGACGAAUUAUCGUUCAAGAUCUUCCCGAGACGAUUCAGAAUGCUCCGGUAGUAGAUGGUGUGGAACUCAUGGCCCACAAUUUCUUUGAGCCGCAGCCCAUCAUCGGUGCGAAGGUGUACUAUCUCCGCACCGUCUUGCACGAUUGGGAUGACGAAAAGGCCCUGGUCAUUCUCGGCAGACUGGUGCCGGCCAUGAAUGCAGAGUCUUUAAUUCUUAUUGAUGACAUGGCAGUCCCGGACACCGGAGCGCACUGGUGGUCGGCCUGCCUGGACCUCCACAUGCUGGCUGUUCUGGGCGCCCACGAGCGUACGGAGAGCCAGUGGCGCGAACUUCUUGUGCAGGCAGGUUUGAGGCUGAUCAGUAUUCGCCCCUAUCAUCCGACGAUGCGACACUCAAUUAUUGUCGGUUCAUUGCCUUAG